UAUAAGUCCUCUUUCCCAGUUGAUUUCAUGGUUCAGCUCAUGAAAUGCAACUCCAAGAUCAAGAAAUCACAUUUUGUGAUAUUCAGCCUGUUUCUGUCAACAUGCACAUAAGCUCACUUCUCAAUUUUGCAAUGCUACUUCUCUUCCCUUCUCACCUUUCAUGGACUGUUGCUGCCAUAUAUUCCAACACGUCCUUCGCAGAUGGUCCAUAUAUCGCCAAGCCUGGCUGCCCAAGCAAAUGUGGAGAUUUAACUGUUCCAUACCCUUUUGGCAUUGGUAUAAACGCCAAUUGCUCUAUUAACCCCUUCUUUGACAUAAACUGUAAUCCGUCUUUCAACCCUCCAAAGGCAUUUCUUGGAAACCUUGAGGUCCUGGGUAUAUCCGAGACCAAAGUACACAUCAGGAACAACUUGACCUCCCUCUGCGCUGUUCCUGGGUAUAUACUGCAAGGUGCUAAAUUUUACAUGGAUUUGUCAGGCACCCCUUUUAGCUUUUCCAAUCAAAACAAGCUCACAGUCGUUGGAUGCAACCAUGUUUCAUUCAUGUCCAAGUUGGGUACCUACAUUAGCGCCUGCGUGGCAGUUUGCUCCAAACCUCAGGAAUUGAACAAUGGUUCUUGCACUGGAAUUGGCUGUUGCCAGGCCUCCAUACCGAAGGGUCUCCAGUACAUUGAUACCACCAUGAUGUUCAUGAACUAUCCCUCUGGUGAUGAUAACUUUAACCCAUGUGGCUACUCGUUUCUUGCAGAGCAAAACAGCUACAUUUUCAGCGUAUCUGACAUCUCAGAUCCAUCAUUCGUUGACAGAACAAUGGGAACGGUUCCCCUUCUGAUUGAUUGGGAAAUUCCAAGCCGGACUUGCAAUGACAGCAGUGGGAUCAUAUGUGAGGAAGGAAGUGUGUGUGUUGAUCCUGAUACAACUCUAGGAGGGUACCGUUGUAACUGCUCUCAAGGCUACCAGGGAAACCCAUAUCUCAGUCCAGGCUGCCAAGAUAUCAAUGAAUGCGAUUCUAAUCCAUGCGAUCCGAAAGCCAUGUGCAUUAAUACUCCUGGUUCUUUUAUUUGUUCUUGCCCUCCUGAUUAUCAUGGUGAUGGUGCAAAAUACGGCAUCGGUUGCGUUUAUCUGGGACCUCCAGAGAAAACUGCGGUUUAUGCAGGUUUACUCGUAGGCUGUGGAUUAUUUAUACUACUGGCAGUUAGCUUAUGGUUGUACAAAUUACUGAGGAAGACAAGAGCGAAACAGCUCAAACAGAGUAUUUUCAAACGAAACGGAGGUCUUCUGUUGCAACAACACAUGUCAGCUCACGAUCUUCUCUUAGGUAAAAUGAGAAUUUUCACAUCUAAGGAAUUGGAGAGGGCCACUGACAGAUUCAAUGAAAAUCGAAUACUUGGCCGAGGAGGCCAGGGUACAGUUUACAAAGGCAUGCUUUCAGAUGGAAGAAUUGUUGCAGUGAAGAAGUCCAAGCAAGUAGAUAAAAAUCAACAGGAAGAAUUCAUAAAUGAGGUUGUCAUCCUAUCCCAAAUAAAUCAUAGAAAUGUGGUUAAAUUACUAGGAUGUUGUUUGGAGACAGAAGUUCCAUUACUAGUAUAUGAAUUCAUUCCCAAUGGGACCCUAUACGACCUCAUUCAUGACGACAGUACCGGUUUUCCAUUUUCAUGGGAUCUACGGUUGAGAAUCGCUGCAGAGAUAGCCGAUGCCUUAGCUUACCUACAUUAUGCAACUUCAAUUCCCAUAUACCACAGGGAUAUGAAGUCUAACAACAUCCUCUUAGAUGAAAAAUAUAGAGCCAAAUUGUCAGAUUUUGGGAUUUCAAGAUCUGUUGCGAUAGAUCAGACUCACUUAACCACCAAGGUUCAAGGGACAUUCGGUUAUCUAGACCCUGAGUACUUCCAAACAAGCCAAUUCACAGAAAAGAGUGAUGUUUACAGCUUUGGCGUUGUUCUUAUCGAACUCUUAACUGGCCAGAAACCAAUAUCUACCAGUGUGACAGAGAAAGAAAAAAGUUUAGUUAUGCGUUUUCUCUUAACCAUGGAAGAGAACCGCCUUCAGACAAUUCUUGAUUCCCGGAUAAUAGAACAAGGUGCUAAGGAAGAGCAUCUUGCUGUUGCCAAUCUGGCAAGGAGAUGUCUGAACUUUUCUGGGAAGAAAAGGCCAACUAUAAGAGAAGUGGCUACGGAGUUGGAGAGUAUCAGACCAUGUGAAAAUCCAUCUUGUAUUGAAUCCAACACUCCAGAUAUAAGCUUCACAGAAGCAGAAUCCUUUCGGUUCCGGGAUGAUGGAUCCUUGUGGACACAAAAUGUUGGCUCAUAGAUUCAACGUCAGCUCUAGAAAAUCUGAUUUACUCAGCUAUUCCAAUAAUUACAAACAGCAUCUAUAAUUACAGAAUUUCAGUAUGGACCACUAAGCAGUUUGGCUAGACUCUGUUGGGAUAGAGUU
Molecule: messenger RNA, 2435 nt
Organism: Sesamum indicum (sesame)
Lineage: Eukaryota; Viridiplantae; Streptophyta; Magnoliopsida; Lamiales; Pedaliaceae
Product: wall-associated receptor kinase-like 8
Biological process (GO): protein phosphorylation; cell surface receptor signaling pathway
Cellular component (GO): plasma membrane
Molecular function (GO): polysaccharide binding; calcium ion binding; protein serine/threonine kinase activity
Source: RefSeq, a predicted model, not a curated record